This is a messenger RNA of Paramuricea clavata, 546 nucleotides long. The record is from the annotation of a GenBank genome assembly. NCBI's taxonomy places the organism in Eukaryota, Metazoa, Cnidaria, Anthozoa, Malacalcyonacea, Plexauridae.
AUGAUAAUUGUUGGUGAUAGUAAUAUCGACUUGUGUAGUUCUUCAAAUAUAGGAGAAAAAUAUCAGGCAGUUUUACUCGCAUUCAAUCUCACCCAGCAUGUCACAGCACCAACUCGUAAAGGAAAAUGUCUCGUUGAUCAUAUCACAACAAAUAUUCCACACAAUGUUAUAGCUACGGGUGUUUUAGCUACACCGGAAAUUAGUGAUCACAAUAUGCCGUAUCUUAUUGUAAACGCGAGAUUAAACAGAUUCGAACCAAGAUUUAAAUAUAUUCGCUCGGAGAGAUUAUUUAGCCCAGAAGCAUUUCUACAAGAUAUUAGUGAACUGCCAUUUUCAACCGUGUAUGCUGUUGACGAUAUAGAUGAGAUAAUCGAUAUAUUUAAUGAAUUACUACGUAGCUGUAUUGAUCGACACGCCUCUAUAGUGCGUUGUAAGUUAACCCGUCCUCCCGCUCCUUGGCUUCAAGAUGUCGACAUCCAAAAUCUGCAAAAACGUCGGGAUGCUCUGAGGUUUAUUGCCCAUCAAACGCAGUUAGAGUCAGACUGA